AUGUCUAACAGAAACAACAACAACAUUAAUAAUAAAGGUAUUAGUAAAAUGAAGAACACCGUAUCCCCGGUAACUUUCAGUAAAAAUAAAACCCCCAACUCAUCACUUGGUACAAGUAAUAAUCAACCAGAUGUAGGAUGGAUCAUAAAACAAUCUAAAAGAAAUCUCUCCAGUUCUACUAAUUCUGAACCAAACUCUCCACGUGAGCAACUUUCCAAUACAAAAAAAAAAUAUUCAAAUCAGCAAAUCAGCAAAUCGUUAUGA
Molecule: messenger RNA, 264 nt
Organism: Macrosiphum euphorbiae (potato aphid)
Lineage: Eukaryota; Metazoa; Arthropoda; Insecta; Hemiptera; Aphididae
Source: the annotation of a GenBank genome assembly